Molecule: messenger RNA, 2590 nt
Organism: Paramisgurnus dabryanus
Lineage: Eukaryota; Metazoa; Chordata; Actinopteri; Cypriniformes; Cobitidae
Product: choline O-acetyltransferase-like
Biological process (GO): neuromuscular synaptic transmission; acetylcholine biosynthetic process
Cellular component (GO): neuron projection; cytoplasm
Molecular function (GO): choline O-acetyltransferase activity
Source: RefSeq, a predicted model, not a curated record
UCUCUCUCUCUCUCUCAUCCAGCGAUCACUGAUGAACAGGUCAAGUGUGCCUGUUGCUCGUUUUUUUGUGCUAGAAGAAACAAACGAGAAACUCGACAUGGACAUCUUACCAAAAGUCCCUGUUCCAGACCUGCAGUACACAUUGAACAUGUACCUGAGGUCUGUGAAACAUCUCAUUUCAGAAAAGCAGUUCUGGAAAACCCGAGCAACAGUGGAGACGUUUGGCAAACGUGGAGGACUUGGAGAACGACUUCAAAAACUGCUGCUCGAAAGAAGAGAUGCCACAGAGAACUGGGUGUACGACUACUGGCUGGACGAUAUGUAUUUAAGGAACAGACUUUCUCUGCCUGUGAAUUCCAGUCCUGCGCUGGUUUUCCCCAGACAAUCCUUCACAAACCAUGAAGAAUUUCUCAUGUUUGCAGCACGUCUCAUUCUCAGUGUUUUUGAAUACAAGACGAUGGUAGACAGAAACCGUCUGUCGGCGGACAUUGCUCACGACCGUCAGUCUUACACUCGGCUUUGUAUGAAGCAGUAUCAGCGUCUCUUCACCUCGUACAGACGCGCUGGACUCGACAAAGACACGCUGAUCGUGACCGACAGCACGUCUGACACUCAGCAUGUUAUUGUGGCCUGCAAAAAUCAGUUCUUUGUGCUGAAUCUGAUGAGCGAGUCCAGUCAUCUGAAUGAGGCCGAGGUUCAGGCUCAGCUCCUGUGGAUCUAUGAACAGACGCAGAACUCUGAGCAGAAGCAGCCGCCCGUGGGACUGCUGACCUCAGACGGCAGGACGGAGUGGAGCAGAGCCCGAGAGCAGCUGCUACGAGAUCCUGUGAACAGAGAGUCUUUGGAGCUGAUCGAGAGCUGCAUGUGCAUCGUCUGUCUAGAUGACCCUGUGGGAUUUGAACCCAGCGACGCUAACAUGGCGUCCGUGAUACUGCACGGAGGGGGUCAUGACAAAAAUGGGGCAAACCGCUGGUACGACAAACCUCUGCAGUUUGUGAUCGGUGCGGAUGGUGUUUGUGGCAUUGUUUGUGAGCACUCACCAUUUGAAGGCAUCGUCCUGGUGCAAUGUGCCGAAUAUCUCCUGAAACACAUGCACAGUAGCUCGUGUAAACUGAGCUCAGGGUGCUCUGAAUGUCCCAAUCCACGUAGAUUAUUGUGGAGAUGCUCACCUCAGAUUCAGGACAUGUUGACUUCAGCAGGAGAUCAUCUCCAGCAACUUGUAAGGAAUCUAGACCUGAAAGUUUUUACAUUUAAACUUUAUGGGAAGGAGUUUAUCAAACAGCAGAAGAUGAGUCCUGAUGCUUACAUACAAGUGUCUCUUCAGCUGGCCAUUUACAGAUGUUACAGAAAGCUUGUGGCCACCUAUGAGAGCGCAUCACUGCGACGUUUCCGCGAGGGCCGUGUGGACAACAUCCGCUCCGCGACUCCCGAGGCUCUUGACUUUGCAAAGGCCAUGACUGAUGACACGACAUCCACUCAGGACACAGAAAAGAUGAAGAUACUGCAAACUGCUGUGGACGCUCAGACACGAAUCACAGCUCUGGUCAUUGCAGGAAUGGGCACAGACAAUCACUUAUUGGGACUGCGUGAAAUGGCCAACACUAUAAAAAUACAGACACCAGAGAUUUUCACUGAUGAAACGUAUCAAAUCAGUAACAACUUCAUCCUGUCAACCAGUCAGGUUCCCACCGCAGCUGAGAUGUUUUGUUGCUAUGGUCCAGUGGUUCCUGAUGGUUACGGUGUUUGUUAUAACCCACAGUCUGAUCGCAUUCUGUUCUGCGUGUCAAGCUUUAGAGAGAGUAAACGUACCUGUUCAGAUGCGUUUGUGAGGGCGCUGGAUCAGGGCCUUUUGGACAUGAGAGAUAUAAUGCUUCCUAAAAGUUCUGGUUUACAUUAAAGUUCAUCAGCUUAUAAAACAAUUCAAAUUUAACCUUAAAGACACAUCACACACAGUAUACUGUGCAUAUUCGGAACAUUUGGAUUGUAUGUGGAUGUCAUGCUUGACAACAUUGUUGAAUAUAUGAACUAUAUUAUGCUAAUGCUACAAUCAUUAGACAAGAAUUAAAGCCGAUGAGUUCUGUAGAAGUUGAAUAAAUCUACACCAUGACAACAAAAAAUCAGGUAAUCCAAAAAUACAGAUGUAAUGUAUACAUUUGACCUUGUUUUAAACUAUUGUAAUCAAUAACUGUAUGUGGACAUGUAUGUGAAUCCAGUUAUAAGUGUAGACCAUUCAGAAAGAUUGUAUGCCGUUUCCAAACAAAAACGAACUGAGAGUUCAAUAAGUGUGAAAUGUUUUGAGGUUGUAGACUGUGAAAUAAUCUACACAAGAGUAACUCUCUUAAUGUUGUCAUAUAUUUAAAGUCAUCUUGUUUGAUAUUUAAAAUGUUAAUGUAAUUUAUUUAUGUCUACUAGAUUCACUGUUUAUUGUAAGCCUGACUGUAUUUGAUAUGCCAAAACAUUCAUAUAUUUGAGCAGACAUGACCCAUUUUCUACAGUAAACACAGUCACUGUGUUACAUGUUUUGUUAAUGUGAUUUGAAACACAAUGAACUUUAUUCUAUUAAGUAUUUAUUAAAACUGUGAUGGUUGUG